This is a messenger RNA of Plutella xylostella (diamondback moth), 8160 nucleotides long. RefSeq lists its product as uncharacterized. NCBI's taxonomy places the organism in Eukaryota, Metazoa, Arthropoda, Insecta, Lepidoptera, Plutellidae. Gene Ontology annotation, biological process: regulation of transcription by RNA polymerase II. The record is from RefSeq and is a predicted model, not a curated record. Gene Ontology annotation, molecular function: DNA-binding transcription factor activity; RNA polymerase II cis-regulatory region sequence-specific DNA binding.
AAUAUUUAUAUAGCUAAGAUGUGUGAUAAAAAUGAAAUCGAGUAUCGAUUAAUAAUCAAAAUCGAUUAUAAAAAAACUAUGCUGUUGUCUAUGCUCUUGUUGAUUGUAGAUAUUUCAUUUUACGCAAACAUAUCUGUUGCUAUCUCAUUUUAAUCAAUAUGCUAGAAAGAGAAGACAAUACAUUAAUAAUAAUCGAAUUGUGAAAAAAGGAACGCGUUGUGUUGAAGAAAGAAACGUGAAAGACGUCUGCAAUAUGUCUGACUUGGAAUUAAAUUUAGAUUUAGCUUUGUAGUUAAUAAUCUAGCUAUUUUAAAUGGUAUAUUUCAGUAUGAAACGGAAUAAAGAUCAUAUGUGAUAUAUUAAAUACUACGAUCGAUAAGGAGACGACUUAUAAAGAAGAUAUUUAUGUUGUUGUGGCCCGUAUGAAGAUCUUACGUGUAAAUAGCAGAUAUGCGCGUCACGGACAUUGUGUGGAGCGCUGUCUCGGACUAAGUGCGCGGUCGUUCAGCUGUGUGUAUUGCGGCGCAGGGCCUCCUAAGGGCCCUCUUUGACAAUCGUAGUAUAAGUAGAAGUGAAAAUGGAUCAGGUAGUUCAAUGCCCCGUGUGCACCCUCUAUCUGCACAAUGGGAUGUCGCUGGAGUCCCACUUGGACACACAUCCCAAGGAUCAAGUGAUAAAGGCACUAUGUUCACUGUCCUCCAACAGAAGUAGCUAUGGGAGUAGAGCAUCCACCCCCGUGCACUCGGAGCGCUCCUACAGAAGUAGAUCACGGACCCCGGCCACGGAGGAGGCGGCCCGGUGGAACACACCACACAGCACUGAUCAUGAGCGCUUCUGGAGAAGAACACCUAGCCGGACUCCCAAAACAUCUACAGUGACUCGAGUGGAAACACCUGACCUUAGAAUAGGAGACAGUAAUUUUGACAGUAGUGGCUCAAUAAAUACUUCAAACUCUGUGUUCUCUAACCCAUCCAAAAGUGAAAAACCACCUCAGCCUUAUCCCUCUGUGCCUGUUAGUGAUUAUGAACAACCAUAUUCCUAUUUUCCGGAGCAAAAAGAAGAGAAAGAAAUAAAGUACUCACGCAGUGCAGAGUAUAAUUCUCAAAACAACACUAACAGUGUGUAUGCAUACAACAUGACCACUCCGUGUGUGCGCCUGAAUGCACUGCUGCCAGCACAGAAAAGAAAUGAGCCAGUUAACAUGUUACCAACCAACAAAAACCAAGAUUUUAUUAAGCUCCUACCUAAAUCUCGCAAUAUAGCUCUUGUGAAAGCAAAUGUUGGGACCAUGCAAUACAUAGCUCCUGGAGUCAUGGUGUCCUCCGGCCCUACAUUUGUCCAAAAGAAUAAUCCAAAUAACCUCAUUGUGACUUCUAACCUUCAGAACCCAAUGGUACAAAGUAAGUCUAUCACAACACCAUUGUCUUCUCACCAGUACAACCAGAUGGCUCCGAGCCCUUUUGCACCAAACACCACAGUGGUGACGCAGAACUCUCAGAUCAUAUACAGUGAGAUGGUCCAUAGUAUUGAUGCUAAGCGCUUCAUCCCGGGCGGGCCCGCGGCGAUGGCUCAGGAAAACAUCACCAACGUGUCUCAGACCAGCUCCAUGUACCAGAAUGUGAUGGUUGUGGACCAGUUCGGGAACACUUCAUGUAUGUACUCAACACCACAGCAACUCUUGCCAAAACCAAGUACCUCAUACAACCAAAGUGUUCCAACACUGGACAAAAAUGUGGAUUCCAACAAAACUCUGAUAAUAGAAGUUUCACCAAUUGUGGCCCCUCCACCCGUAGAGGUGUGUGAUGCUUCCACCAGCAUGGCCCCACGCAAGGAGACCACUGAUGAAUACCCUCCGGAGAAACCUGAGCCCUCAGGGUCAACUAAGGGUUUGAAAAUUUUGAGCAAUAUUAAAGUUGAAGUUCCAGUGCAGCAUCACAAGAACCUGCUCAACACUGUGGUGGACCUCACGGGACCCACUGAAUGUGUCUAUCCCAAUAGAACAAAAUCACCUGAAAGAAUAUUGCCUGACAUUGAGGUCACGAUUACUCAGAACAAUGUUGAAACUCAACCUUCAGCGUUGAAUAGUAAUGAGGGCAUAGUUACUAAUACAUUCUCUGUGAUAAAGAAUGUUGGAAAUCCACCGACAUACAAGGAGGCCAAGAUGGAUCAUAAAAUUCAUGAAACUGAGUCUUCAGACAGCUGUCCAGUACCUGACCUCAUCUGCAAUGAGAAGCCUUCCAUAUCCCCGUGUAGCGAGCUGUCGGACAACGGAGACAAUGCCACGGCCAUGGCCUCAAUCUCUCUAAAACCAGAGCCGAGCUCAUCUGUAGAUAUAAAGAAAGAGACAGGCAUUCCUGUCCGAUCCUUCAGGAGCAAUCCCUUAAGACUGAACAACAUCUAUGUGAAGAAACACAAAAAGGUCCUACAAAUAAAAAAUGCCAAGUCAUUCCCCGUAGCGAGCACCUCAACAAGCAUCGAAGUGGUCAACCUCAGUUCAUCACAAGCAUCACGGUUACCGGAAGACUUUAAGAUGACCAAAAUAGUGAAUCACUCAGACAAACUGGACAACGAGGACUCGCGGGGGAGUAGACUAGAGACCGUGUCUAUAAACAAGUUGAACGAGCACGAGCACGAGUUUGACGCGGAUACAGAGGAGCAGUCCAUGGACAUGGAGCUGGAGCCGGUGGGUGGGUACCCCCCCUCCCCCGCGCGCUACCCCUCGCCCCCCGCCUCGCCCUCCACCAUCGACCUCACGCAGGUCAAGGAGGAAGUCAACAGCAACGACUUCAGCAACCAGACGGGCGAGUCGGAGCGCGAGUUCACGCCGCUGCAGGCGCUGCGAGCGCCGCGCGCGCGCUACGAGAAUCGGGACCUGCUCGAAUUGGAAGCCGCUAAGAGCAAGCAGUUCGUCAGCAUGAUGAACGACAACUACUUCGGGGACAACAUCUACGCGGACUACUUCACACCAGAUCGCGUUGAAUCCUUCGACGCACACGGUUCAUCAGCUAGUUUCGGCAAAGAGGUGCCAAAAGACGGGGUGUACCUGUGGGGCGAGCCAUCUCAGAAGGACAGUGAGUUCGUGUUACCCAACUUCAUGCCGGACGGGUACAAGUUACCUGACGGGGCGGAGUUCGCGCUGGGCCGCGGGGAGUGCAAGGCGGGCGUGCUCGAGCGAGCGGAGCCCGCGCUGGACAUCUGCUCGGACGAGCGCAUGCCGCCGCGCGGCGAGCUCAGCGGCCAGGAGAGCAACGGGGAUAUGGACGCGCCAUGGAAUGGGAUGUACCAAGAGGUGACUCCAGCGGAGCCCUACGACCUGAUAGCUAGAGAGAGCUGGAUCUCCGACGGCUCAGAGAUCGACAGCAACGAGAAACGGGACAGCUUAGAGGAAGAGCAGCCCAAACCUCGCCUCUUCAACUGCUUAGCCUGCGGUCUCCACCUGCCCUCCAUGAAGGAACUGCGGACUCACCGAGCCGAGGCGCACCCCCCGCCCGGCGGCUCGGCGGAUAAUACCACGUACUCACGACUCAUGAUCAAGAAGGUCAUCAAGAAGGAGGAUAAGACUGAUGAACAGGUUUUAGCAGGAAUGCUGCAAGACUCAAAAGCGGGCAUCACAGGGACAGUUCUAGAAGUGUUUGACCCCAUGGACGAGUCGAAAUCCAAGAUAAUCAUCAAACAGGAGCCCAAGCGGAGAAAGCGGGACUACGUCUGUCCUACCUGCAAAGUGGACCAAGUCACCGACGUAGCCUUCCAUCAACAUCUGAAGAUACAUCCAUUAGAGUGCCUGACCUGUGGGAAAUGCUUCUUCAGGAGGGCCAACCUCGCUCUGCACAUCAAGACGCAUCUGGGGAUUAAGAACUAUAAAUGCGAGGUGUGCGAGAAGCGCUUCCUCACGCGGCAGAAGCUACUCGAGCACCACAACGUGCACACCGGCCGCGCGCCCAUCAAGUGCACCGUGUGCGACUGCACCUUCAGAAGAUACUCGAAUAUGCUGCAGCAUCGGGACCGCCACCACAUGCACAAGAAGCCCAAGAUCCGCGACUACGUGUGCCACUGCGGCGAGAUCUACCACUCGCGGGCCAAGCUACGCUGGCACAAGGAGACCCACGACGGCAAGCCCAAGGCCUGCCAGUACUGCAGCGACAAGUUCAUACACCUGUCCAGUCUAACGAGACACGUGAGAAGGACGCACAAUGCGUACUUCAUGAGGGACGAUUUGAAGAAGAAUGAGAAUGUGCCGUGUCCGGUUUGUAAACAGGUAUACCUCCGUUCGAACCUCAAGACGCACAUGCGCACGCACAGCGGCAAGCGCCCCUACCACUGCGUGAUCUGCAACAAGGCGUUCACCACGCAGUGGAACCUAAAGCUGCACCGCUGGACACACAUGUCGCGAUCCGCUAAGCCCUUCAAAUGUUCCCUGUGCAAGGGAGCCUUCAUCCGCCAAUCAGAGUACAUCUCGCACAUGAACGCACACAAAUCCGUACGCCCUUAUACUUGUAAUUACUGCGGCUGCCAGUUCAUUAGGAAGUACAACUGCCAACGCCACGUUAAAGAACACGAAACGGCGAAAAAAUACGUCUGUAAAGUACCAGAUUGCGGUAAGUCGUUCCACAGGAGUUACUAUCUGUCGGAGCACAUGAAGGUCCACAGUGGGGCGCGGCCGUUCUCGUGCAAUAUUUGCGGGAAGACGUCCAGUAAUAAGUCGAAUCACAAUAAGCAUGUGAAGAUUCACCACGCGCGUGAGCCCGUCGCCACGGAGGCCUAGAUGUGGGGUUUGAUUGUUGAGACUUGAUUAUUUGAUCCCGAUAGCCAAUUCCAGUAAUGGUCUAAUUAUGUUGGACUUAAUUUAGACCACACCAGUCUUUUUUUAAUGGAAACAGGUGUAAAAAUAUUUAGCUAAUUUACUGAUUUAAGAAAGUCGACCUUGAGUUAACUUAUUUAUAACCAAAAUAAUACCAUGGUCUGACCGUAGCGAUUCCGAUCGACUUACCACUGCGACAAUAUGGGCUCAAAUUAUCAAGUCAUACCAAAAAGAACCUUGUUUAGAUCAAUGAAUAUGUACAUUAAAUUUAUUAAGACGUUGGUAUUUCGGCUGGUCCGAUACUUUUUAUAGGCGUUAACUUCCCUGAAAAACUUCUAGAAGUUACAAAGAAUACUAUGCUUUCUGGAAUGUUUGUUACGAAACAGCUAAAUAUUGAACAUCAAUUCACAGAAGCAGUAGAGAAUGUGCAUAAUCGAUUUUACAUAUUCCUACUGUAUUCGUAGAUUUUAUAGAUUGCGAUAUACCUACCAUGAUUGAAGUUAAUAAUAUCACACUUUCCACAGCUCAGCUUUUGAAUGUCAACAAUUUUCUUGAACUGCAUUAUGAUAUCUAAUUAAAACAAGGUUCGUAUUCCAAUGCCAUGUAAAUAUUAGUUAAUUUCCAAUUUAAACAUCUUUAAAUACGGACCACACCAGUUCAGAGCUUAUGAAGCUGAGCAGUUCUUGUUCUAAGCUAAUUAUUAUGUGCAUUAAACUUUGAGGGGAUACUUAUUAAAAUCUAGGCUAUGGGUUGUUAUUUCAUUAAAGUGUCUUAUGUCGAAUAAUCACUAGUAUGUAGGAAGGAAAAGGGAAUAACAUAUCUAAUAUUCUGCCUUGUGAACUCAUAAACCUGCAGGGAGGUUUACUCUACAUAUGGACUAUUUUUAUUUAUUGACUAUAAAUUUUAAUGUUUACACGACAGUGACGAAUGAUUUCUGAAUUAUUAUGUAAAAACAAAGUUAACGUAAUGUAAAGUAAAGUAAGACUACUUGUACCUUCUUUACAAAUGUAUCUUGAAGGCAAUAUAAAUGAUACCUCAUUAUUGGUUUAAAGGUAAGUUGUGAGUGUGGUGUGUCCUGGACCUUUUAGUGUUUUCGUUUCAAGAUUUGAUUGGUAUAUUCUGUAUUUUUAGGGUGUGGACAUAGUGAGUAGGUUAAUUUUAAAAAUAUCAACAGAGUCUCGGUGAAAUUUAGUGCACACAAUAAUAUUUCUAACAUACUUACAUGUUAACUAUAAAUUAGUGAAAUACAAUUAAAGGGCAUUUUAAACAUUAACGUUACUUAUCCACAAUUAAGGAUACUUUGGGUUGGGUGACUACUGUAAUGGCUUAAUUGCAUCAGCAGUGGCCAUAUUACUAUGUCGUAUGGCCAACUGUGUAUGCAUAUGUGAUACAAAACUUUACCUUUUUCAUUUUUCAAUGGACUGAAUUCAUUAUAUUAUUUUCUAUGUAAAUACAAACGUUAGAUAAUUUGGUUUGAGCGUUCUCUGGCUUUGUGUCGGCAUAUCUGACCCCCUAUUGGCUAACUCAGAGUCUAUACUCUAUUCUGCCGGGAUAUCAUCUAUCUGUCAAAUAGGGAUCAAGUUUCGUACGGUCGCCUGCGCCUAAAAGUAUACAGGCGGAGUUUUUAAAAUCGAUCCCUGAUGAUGAAGGGACCAGCUACAUCUGUUAUAAAUCCGGGGACGUUUUGUGUGUGAUGUGUGUAGCAGUGGUGUUUAUGUGGAUGUGCUUGAGCACCAUGUGAGCUUAAGAUCGCUAAUUUAAAAACUCCGCCUGUAUACUUUUAGGCGCAGGCCACCGUACAUUGGGAUCAUAAUAUGAUCAAGAUGUUACUGUUAUUUAUAGACUUCAAAUGUUUUCCGAAUCUGGGCAUUAUACUGUGUGCUUAUUUUGAUUUUGAGCCACCGUGGUCAUCAACGGCGCCAUGUUAGAAGAUAGGGGGUCCGAUUACUAUACAUGGUGUUGCAAAAGUGAUAUACUCAGCCUAAAGUGGUUCAAAUUGACCGCUUCAGUCACCACCUUUCGGCUUAGUAUAUUUCGUAUAGAGUUCAAUGUAAAUAUUUCGGGCCACAGGUCUCACACUAAGACUUGUCUCCCACUAUUGUGUAGUAUUUUCUUUGUAAAAACAACGCGUGUUAUGAUUAAUUAAAAGGCUCAAUUUAACUUGUCAAUUAAAAAAGUAAUUGAAUAUUGUGGAAAAACCCAAAAAUAACUCACUUUGAUUCAAAUGCCUUCUUUAAUUGAACAAGUUAUAAGAGAUUAAUACUAUUCUAUUAUUUUUUCAUUGUAAAUAGGCUUUAGUAGACUUUAUUUUAUCUUAUAUUUAUUGUUAAUUGUUACACUUAUUUUAACUUUUUUUAAGAUUAUUGACUAAGUAGUUUAAUUUACCUAAAUUUAUUUUUUUAACUUCACGUAAACCUAGGUAUGAUUCCAUCUUAUUAUAAACAAACAUUUUCAACAAAGUCGAUGUGCAAUUUUGUUAUCUAAUUGUUAUUUGUUGUUUGUGAUUACUGAUUAAUCACGAAAGAGCAAUGGUCGUGUUUCAGGCGAGAUAUGGCAUCACAUUACAAAAUACUUUAUGGUCCACUACUACAUAUUAGUUAACCAUAUUACUAUGAAAUCUCAAAUAAAAACAAAGUUUUAACAUGUAUUUUGUGUGAAGUCAUUGGUCGUACGCAGAAGCCUUUAAUGUACCUAAUUUACACAAAAUCCCUAGGAAAUGUUUGACGAACGGUCAGUACUUUCUUUAUUGUAGUUUAAUUAUUUUUUGACCUCCGAAGAAUCACACCAGCUGUGUUCAUAAUGUAUUAGACUGGCUCGCUUAUCUGUGAGAGCUGCUGGAUAACACAUCGGAUGAGGCAUUCAAGACGCCUUUUACCUAAAUUAUUAAAAACUCACACAGAUAAGUUAGCUAUUCUCGUAGGUGGGCGGAGUCCGAAAUACCUAAGCCGGUAUCAUCCAAUCAGAGGCGGCCGCACCAAGCAGUGACCAAUCAGAGAGCUUCAUUUAUGGGCUGAUUUCGAACACGAGUAUGUCGGACUUUGGCCAUCUUACGUUCGCUUACAAGUACUGAAACAAUGGUCCAGUAUUUGUAAGCGGAGUGAAAUUUAUGAAAAAUUCACAUAAAAAUGAUCUCGUAAUAUGUAACAAACAUGUUUAAAAAAUAAUUAAUUGUUUUUCUCCGUGCUCGGUUCAGCGAGGAUUCGAUUUUUUUGUAUGUUUAUUUAUUUUAUACGUUUAAUGGUAACCUUAUAAGUAAGUAGUUAGUUGUAAAUAACAUUUAAUGAGUGGAUCGUGAACCGGGCGGGGCCCCCCUCGCCCUGUGUUUGUGGAUGCAAUAAAUUAUUUACUAAGGUCUUUAAUAA